AUGGCGGCCGCCCAGCCCGAGCGCAUCCCAAUCGCCACUCUGCAUCCGAAGCUUCCUGCACCCGCCUCAAAGUCCAUAACCGCCAUUGUCACUCUCCUCUGGCCGUACUCGUCGUCAACUCGGACAUGCGCCCUCCUGCUCGCCGAACCCGACUUCCGCCUUCGUCGCCGCCGCGGCCAGGUCCGCGUUCAACUAUUCGGAGAGGCAGCGCACGCCGUCGCAACGAGCGGCGUUGGCAUCGGCGAUGAGGUCGUGCUGCGCCUCACGGGUGCGGAGUGGCUGCGCGUACAGGGAGAGGAGGAUGGAGUUGUGACAACACCGGGCAAGAGCGUUGAGUGGGAGCUGGGGUUCCGCCGGCGGCUAGGCAUGCGUGUCACACGCGACGGACAGAACCUGGCACAUCUUGAUGUCAGUAGCGGGACCCCGGAGCCGGAAGGCGAGCAGGAUGAGGAGUCGGCUUUCGAAGACUCGCCGCUUGUGGCGCGGCUGAGUGCAAACGGUUUCCAGAGCGCCGUGUGGUCGUCGCCGGCAUUUCUCAAGCGAGCCCGUCUCUCGCUGGAUCAGCUGGAUCGAAGCUUUGGGUCUGGGUCAGAUUUGUUUGCGGAAGAAGACGGAUACGUUGAAGGCAAGGGCAGGAAGCGGCGUAGGAAAUCGUUCAAGGACAUCAAUGUGUGGACCUAUACUACAAGAACGCCUUCGCCCGAAAAGACCGAUGCUAUAUCUGUGGAUGACGAAACAGCGAUUACGCCACAAGAAGAGAUUUCUGUGGCUCAGCAGGCUACCCCACUUUCAGAGACACCUGUCUCUGCUGAGACAUCCUUUGCCGAAGCCACCGCCGAAGAUGAAGAAAGCCUCGUGCCCGAGCCGUCGGAAGCCCCUAAACAUCCCGAACCCGUUGAUCGUGAAGAGGCCCUGGAAAGGAAACUCGAUGAACCCAAGACCAUGCAAGAGGAGCGGCAGGCAUUGGAAGAUGCCAUCACUCAGGAAUAUCUCGUCGAAACCCAUGAGCAUGAAGCCACGAGUGGAGACAUCAGUGAGGACACGGACGUUGCUGAGCCCGAAGACCGGUUGGAUGCGUCUUACUCAUUGAAAGAUGUCGAGCUGGUUCAGGGGGAUGACUAUCACUCAGUCGAGCAAGAAGAGGAAUCCAUUGACAAUGAACGGACUGAAGGUGAAUCCGUCUUCUCAGAUGCACCUAAGUCUUCUGAGUUAUUAGCAGGGGGAAGUCCUUCCGGGGUACCACUACAGGGUAAAGACUCCGCUAAGGAGGCAGACUCUGAGCGGGAAGAGGAUGUCGAAGAUGCUGAAUCUAACGUCGAGACUGCUGAAGUUUCUUCCAGAGAAGCUUCUGAAGAGCCAGACCUGAGUCAACAAGGUAAGCCUUCAACUGGUGACGGACGAAAAGACGCCGGUAAGGCAAUAAGCGUGAGCAAGGCGAAAUCGCCGGACACAGGAGCCGAAGUGGAAGCAGGACCAAAAAUUUCUGAGCAAAUUUCUGCUACUAAUCAGGAAGCAUCAAAACUGAUGGAUCAGCCUACGAUUCCGAUGCUCCCUCCAGCCUUGCCAUACUUGCAGGCGCAACUGGCCGCUAGCUCAUCAUCAAGGGAACCAGCCAUUGCUGUUCACGCUCCUGAGACGCCUCAGCUGCAACCCGUGACAUCCUCUACCCUGCCGCUGCCUUCACCAUUUCCUGAGACGACUGAAGCCACUGCAACCUCUUACAUGGACUCGCGCCCGUCUAUAGCUUUAGAGCCAUCUACUGCGGAUAUCCAGGAAGCACAGCAUGCUGGCGGGAAGCAAUCGACUGUUGCGCAACUGGAGGUUCCAAAGACUUCUCAGAUAGAUUUUCGACUCGCGGGUGUUGAGGGACAACAAAAAGCCUCCAUGAAAGCGGAUCAAGGCGUCGAGCCUCAUAGCCAGUCGGACUUUGACGACAGAUUUCCUUUCGGACUUGAUGGGGCUUCCGCUGCUCCGAGGCCAAAGUUGGGACCAAUCACAAAAUCUGUGGAAGUCAUCGACUUGCAAGACUCGCAAUUGGAUAUGACGCAGCCUGCUCCUCCCCCUGUUGUUGAGGAAAAGGAGCUUGUUCCCACGAGUAAGGCAGAGGAACAGAAGGUCCCAGCAGAUCCUUCCUUGGCCAGACAAGCAAUUACUCCACAGCCAGCGCCUACGCCAGUGGUCGAAAUGCUUGCAGAAAAGACGAGCAGUGAUGCAGAACUCCUUGACGAUACGAGAUCAGUGGCAACAGGCAAUGCCAAUCAAGAUCAAAUGGACCAUUUCCAAUCUAGUAUCGACGAGGCGACUCAACAGCAAGCUUCGCAAAAGUUACAGCAAGCCGUUGAAGAAACGAAGACGCCUCCUGCUGAGGACCUUGAGAAAGAGGGUGAGUCCAAGCCUUCAUCCGAUCAAAUCAAGGAAGCGGAAAGACGCAAAGGUGUUCAGGAGGAAACCCAGACGCCGUCAUCUCCUUUGGAGCCAUCUGCGCCAGUGCAAACACAGGAAGACGUCUCAGAACCGGAGUCAUCACAGCUUUUGGAAAGCUCUGCACCACAAGGACCGAUGUCGUAUGGCCAAGAGUCUUACGUGCCUUCAUGGGAAGACGAGGAUACGAUGAUGACGGAGCCUGAGGCUGAACCCUCAGAACUUCCGGGGCCUGCUGCCGUACCACAGGAGCGGGAUGAAAGCCGGGUCCCUGAUGUCGGUGCUAGGCCUUCGGCGGACGUUCCGGUCGCGAGUAAAGAGCAGGCUCCGCAAAUUGUCGAUCUAGGCAGCGAGACCGACAGCGAGGAUGAGUCUAUGGUGGAUGUGUCUGCGGUUAGGGAGGAGUCGGUCGCUCCGGUCAGAGAUGAGGAGGUGACUGGGCGUGGGCGGACGAUUGAGUCUGUUCAGACGGCUGAGCCUGUGCGGAAAACCGAACGUGUCCAGACAGCCGAGUCUGUUGAGACAGCCGAGCCUGUUCAGACAAUUGAGCCUGUCCAGGAUAGUCAAAUCCAGCCAGCUGCCGAAACAAGAGGCUCCAGCUCCGAAUACCAUGUCCUUAGCUCGUCGCCUUUGACUGCAACUGAGCGACGGUCUGCAGAGGAGAUUGAGCACCUUGACCUUUCUCAGGUCGAGCCGGACUACAUUUCUUACACUCCCUCGCAGACACAAACUCGAGCUGCGCCUACUUCCUCUGGAGUGGCACAGAGAGUGUUGGCCCGACGUCGCCGGACGAAAGUCAAGGACUCCGAGGACAGCUACAACUCAGAGCAGUCCAUAUCCACCAUUGUGGAGUCGUCUUCACCAGCACCCGAAACCAUUCCCGAGGAGGAAUUUGAACCUUCCGCGCUCGAGCCCAGCCAGAUCCUUGGCGAGCCUUCACAAACCACUCCGCCGCCCCAGCACGCCUCACGGCGGACGCCUGAGCCUCCUUCAGUCAGCCCAGUGACACCGGUCCGGCAGAAAGCGCCAUCCCCGUCGCGAUCUCCGGUGGGACAUACGCCGGAGAUGGACCCGCAGGAAGUCCAGAACAGGAGGCUCGAGAGCCAGCUGCGCGAUAGUUAUCCUGAGCUGGUGGAACCACUGCCUGUCCAUCCGUCGACCUUGCCGGAGCAUGCGGUUCCGAUGCAUUCAUCGAUGCUAAGGGACGAGUCAAGCUUGAUGCGGGCGCUGAGGACUACGCAACCCCAGCCCUCUGCUUUUGAGGAGUCGGUGAGGGCUGGUGGGAAAGAGGCUCAGGUCGAGACUCAAGGUGAGACUCAGGAUUCUAAGGCAGCGGAGACUCAGGUCUCCACCCAAGCAGAGACUCGGGACGAGACUCAAGACGAGACUCAAGUCACUCCUAAAGCCAAGUCCCAGAAGGCAGUCGCAGAUCACGAGGUCGACGAAAUGGAAAUUGUCCAUUCUUCACCUCCGGCGCAACCUUCACUCGCUACACGUCACUUCCAGUCGGUGCAGCAAACGCAACCCAUCACGCCCGAGGCUAGCCAACAGACCUCUCAGGUCCAGGAAACGUCCAAACCAACGGCGGCUGACAGCAUUGCGCCGCCGACACCAGAGCUCACUCAGAAAACUGGUUCGUUUGCCAAAAGCGAUUCGCAAACAACUGUCGUGCCUGUUGAGCAACAUAAGCCUUCUGAAGUCACCACACAAGACAAGACCGUCGCUCCUCGUCCAGCAGCUCCAGAAGCAGCCAAAUUCCCACAAGCAGUCGCUGAGCAACAGACGCCAGCCAAGAAAGCGGUGCUUCACUUCGACAGCCCCACGCUCUUUGGUACCCCCGCCAAAGUCACGGUUCCUCGUCCAGCUGCCCCAGAAGCGGCCAAAGCCUCACAGGCAGCCGUCGAGCAGCAAACACCAGCCAAGAAACCGGCAUCGCAAUUCGAGAGCCCAACCCUGUUCGGCACCAUGACGCCAAGCAAAGGCCUGGCAACGCACCCUAGCACAACGCCCAAAGACGCGCCUCCCUCUCUCUUCAGCUUUAGCAAACCGCUCACACGACCUCUACAAAGCCAACUCGCAACGCAGAGCCAAAGCCAAGGCAUCCGCACCGCGCUCUCAUACUACACGCCGUUGUCCCAGGUUCCAUCGUUUUUGAACUCUCAGGCCUCGACGCUCGACGUGCUGGCCGUGUGCACGCGCGCCGCAAAACCGCCCACGCGUGCGUCAGCUGGCCCGAAAGACUACUUUACGCUUUUCCGCGUGGCGGACACGAGUUUGACCAAGGGCGAAGAGGUGCGGGUGCAGGUGUUUCGGCCGUGGAAGGCGGCGCUGCCCGAGGUGGAGGCGGGGGACGCGGUGCUCUUGCGCGGGUUUGGCGUCAAGAGCUUCAAGGGCGGGGCGGGGCUUGUGAGCGGCGAGGCGGCCGCGUGGUGUGUGUGGCGGUAUGGGAAGGCUCGGGAGCGCAAGAUGGACUUUUCGCAGAGUCUGGGGCCGGGGUCGGGGGUCGCUGCUAAGGGACUGGAUUAUGAUGGCAUUGGCGGGGAAGCCAAAGAGACGCGCCGCAGGAAGAGACAUAGUACUGGCGGCGCGUUGGGCGCGGGUUCGAGCUGGGGCUUCGGCUCGGCGUCCGAAAAGCCGAUUUGGGCGGACCGCACGAGCGGGCUUUGGGGCGAUGCUACGGGCGAUGCGAAGGGAGAGAGCGGCAGCAGCAGCAGCAGCAGCAGCAGCGGGGAUGAGGACAAUGGAAGUGGCAGUGGUAGCGAGGGCGAUGCUGGGGAGCGUGGUGGCUUGCAAGUAAAGACGCGUCGUCGCCAGCGUGUGCCGCGCGAGGAAUGCCAUGGGCCGCCGGUGGAGGUUGGGGAAGAGGAGAGGGCGCUGGUGGGGGGGUUAAGGGCGUGGUGGCUUGAUUCUUCGAAGGAUGGGAAUUCGCAGCAUGGGGAUGGGGAGGGUGUGAAGGGGGAGGAGUGA
Molecule: messenger RNA, 5388 nt
Organism: Aplosporella prunicola CBS 121167
Lineage: Eukaryota; Fungi; Ascomycota; Dothideomycetes; Botryosphaeriales; Aplosporellaceae
Exons: 1
Coding region: 1-5388 (1795 amino acids)
Biological process (GO): telomere maintenance
Cellular component (GO): chromosome, telomeric region
Molecular function (GO): DNA binding
Source: RefSeq, a predicted model, not a curated record